AUGGCAACAUCCACAUUCUGUCUCUUCAUCUACAUCUUUGCACCGUCACAAUCACUGAAACUUGUCGGAAAAUAUUGUGAUCUACAAACUGGCGACUUAACAAAACUGUGUUACGUGAAAGAAACCUUAGCUGUAUUAACGCACAGUCCAAAUCAGCUUGCGGUGGACAAAACAUCGAACACCCUAUAUUUCAGCUUCGAUUUUGGCCAAGGAGAAUACGUACCAGCAAUUCUGAGGAUCAAAACCAAAAAUCUGACUGUAUUGCAAGGGCCUAAAGAUGCUUUUGCGAUAGCCGUCAACGAUACCUCUGGAGAGGUGUAUUUCGGCGGGAGUCAUGGUGUGUACAAAUACAACUCGUUUUUGAAAAGUUUAAAAAUACUUGCUGUGAACAAUUUAGAUAUAUGGUGGCUUCAUGUUAAGAAUCAAAUGUUGUAUUUUAUAAGGUUCCCUUCUCUACAGGCUUUUUGUUAUCACAACAGAACACUCAAACCUGUGGAACGUUUGCUAUCAUUGAGUGUUCAACAAUUUAUCGUGGAUGAUCAUGAUAAUAUUUUCUUUAUUAACAGUACUGGGUUAUAUGGUGUUAAAAAUGAUUCUAAAACUAUCAUUUCGCUUAAGAAUGAUGUUAAAUUUAUUGGCAUGGCCAUAGAUAACAAAGGCGAUGUGUUUGCAAGUGCAGAAGAUGGCAUUUAUAUAGUGAACAGAAUUAUAACUAAAGUCAAGAGAGUGGUUAAUAUUCCAGGGGUACUUGGGUUGACAUUUGAUAAGAAUAAUUAUCUCAUUUACUCAGACUCGCAUGAGAUCAAUCGCCUUGUGACAGUGUCUGCGGAAAAUUAUCAUGAUAUUUCUAAUUCUAUAAAGUAA
Amyelois transitella is the source of this 864-nucleotide messenger RNA. Its product is annotated as ommochrome-binding protein-like. Bases 1 to 864 code for a protein of 287 amino acids. The transcript has a single exon. The record is from RefSeq and is a predicted model, not a curated record. Gene Ontology annotation, molecular function: protein binding. NCBI's taxonomy places the organism in Eukaryota, Metazoa, Arthropoda, Insecta, Lepidoptera, Pyralidae.